ACACCUCUCUCCUUGUGACACAUAUUGGCUUUUCCGGUUGUUAUGCAAUCGCCCUGAUUAUUUUAGGCCUUUCUGUGCUCGAGCAUCUCUCCCCCUCUUAAAGGUGGCUUACAUGUGUCUUAAACACUCUAUUAUCCGUCUUAAACCUGUUUUAAGCCCUCUGUUUCUUCAUGGGAUACGGCCAGAACUGGAGCCUCCAUUCACAAGGUCACUAAUAAUAAAAUGAACCAGGCUAAACUACCGUUAUAUUUAUUUAGUCUACAUGAAGAAAUGACCAAAAUGAAUGACCACGACCUCUAAACGUGCCUCAAAUCCCCGACUGUGAACACUGGAGUUGGCUUCCUCGCCAGUUUCUUAUUCGAAUUUUCCGUUCCACCUUAAAUGGCGCGCAGUUAGUUCCAUCUGCGAGUUUGGUGACAUGUAAGCUGCACCAUUUAAGUUGGAACGGAAAAUUCUCAUAGAAAACCUACUUCAGCUUUUUACAGCCAGGGGUAAGAGGUGAGCAGACUACGCUCAGGGGCGCCUGAAUGCGACUGCCCGCACCAUUUAAGGUGGAACGGAUAAUUCUAAUAGGAAGCCAGCUUCAGCCUCCACUCUCGUUGAGUCUGAACCCAAGUUUGGGGACGAAAUAAAACAACUCUGCCUCCAUCCUUUUCUGAAUCCCGUACAUGCUGUUCAUUUCAUUUCUACGUGUCGUUACCGCUCACAUCCAGCAGGGGGCGUUGUUGCGCAUGCGCUUCGUUAUCUCCAGCUCUCCUCCUCUCGGAUACGUGCCGCUUUUUCGUAACGAACGCGUUUUUUUUCUCCCCUUCUCCUUUUAUUUCACAUUGAUGUCAUUUGGAGAGAGAGAUGGGUUCGCGCGCCUCUCUUUCACCCUCGAGCUGAGCUUUUGUUUCCUUUCUUUAAAUCAUUUUUUUUUCUAUUGGAAAUCAGCCUGAGAUGAUCGGCACCGUCCUGACGGCUCUGGCUUUGAGGCGCGCGUUGCGCACGGAUGCGGCUGUGCGCGCUGCAGACUCGCUGCCUUAAAGUUUGGAUGCUGCCCGUGGGAGAAGAGGAGCUCGAGCCCAAAACAGACCGGCAAGGCUCGGUCAGAUGCCUCUUUCGGCACGUUUAGAGCCGCUGCCCUGUGUGUCCAGUGCGUCCAGAUGGCCUCGAGAAACGCGCGUAAAGGUUGCUCCGUGCUGGGAGGCGGCGGGGCUGCGGAUCGCUGCCCGGAACGGAGGGGCCACUCGGCGGCUGCCAGCUGCGGGAGAGCCGCGGGACUGAACGGAGGAUGGAGCGCGCGCCUGCUGGCCGCCGGGACCGUGCUGCUCGUGCUGCUGCGGCCCGCCGUCGCCACACACGAUGAGGGGAAGUCAGACGUUUCGGACCGUCCUGCUGCAGCACCGACUGCUAUGGAAGCUUCAAGAAUUAGAAUUCCAUCCUCUCCCUCGCUGCUGGAUGAGGAGGGGACGCCUCUCUCGCAGUCCCCCUCCGUACCGGCAGGGGCAGCGGUGAGCAGCAAAGAGCAGGCGGUGUAUUCGUCAGUGCUGACCCUGCGGGCCGACUCAGACACACCGCCUCGGGCGCUGGUGCAGUCUCUGCCCUCCCCACCCGGCAACAGUGACAAUCUCACCAAUCACAAAUCCCCGCAGGAGCCGUCCGCUGGAGCGCCACACGCUCCAACCCGAGUGGCCCAAACCAACAGUGCAUUAAGCACCAGCUCAGAAGAGGUUCUUCGUGACCUCCUCAUGAACCCUGACCUUCCCACAGCUCCGGGUUCCUCCCUCGCAGUACCGGAGGAGAUGGAACCUGCACGAACUGAUCACGUGACCAGCCCUGCCUCCGCCUCCACUCUGGCAUCCAACGGCACUGCAGGAAGGGCCGGGAACGACUCGGCCAUCCCUCCUGCAAGCAGCAACCCUGACACUGUGACCAGCGACAGCCUCCAGCUCACCACAGUGACCACCACCACGGUCACGCCCUUAACUAUGACUGCCACGACUGUGACUACGCCCACUACUGGUCCCGUGACCACAGAGGUUGCUGCUAUGACAAUACCGCCCACCACCAUGGCCACCGAAAUCACAACGCCCACCACAGAACCGCCCACUACGUCAACAACCACCACCACCACAACGACCACGACUACUACCACAACAACUACGACAACAGCUGCACCAACAACAACAACUACAUUAGCAACUACGUCCACCAAAGUGACUCCUCAAAGCUCUACUGUAGCUACCUCUGGGAGCACCACCACUGAGCACAGCCCACCCACUGAGAGCUCACCUUCAUCCUGCAACAUCACUGAGAAGCUGUGGGUCCGUACUGUUCUGUCCAUCCAGAUGAAGAGGAAUCGUCUGGAAAGCGGGAUGAGGCAGAGCUUAUCGAAGGGCCUGACUCUGGCGCUUCAGAGGGCCUUCAAUGACUCCAGUGUCCGCAUACAGCUGGAGCGUGAUGUCUGCACUCCGUCCAAUGUAACUCUGGGAUAUUACGUCGUGAGUGAGAAGCUGGUGUACAUGGCGGCUGCAGUGGUGGAGACUCUGACGGCCUACGGCUUCGACAAGCUCCUGAGUGACAUCAGACAGCAUGCCCCGGUGGUCCUGGCCGUUCCAGUUCCCGUAGCGACUUGGCUGCCCAAUCCUGGCAUCCACCUUCAGCUCAAAACAGUUCUCAGGUUUGUGAGUCCAACAGACAACAUCAAGUCUUGUAGUUUCAUCCAGAUGAUGGAGCACCGUUUGGAGAACGUGUUCUCCGAAGCCCAGGAGAAAGUGGAGGACUCUUAUGGGGCUCUUUCUGUUGAGAUUCUGAACACCUUUCAGACGGGAAACUCUCUGACCGUGUCGUUGGUAUAUGUAGUGUGGAACGGCAGUAUGGCACUGAACGGCACUAUGGCUAGUGGCCUCAUUAACCAGCUGACCGCUGAACUGGUCGGCUACUUCCUCUUCUUCCCCCCGAUGCUCAUUGCUGAACCCCUCGAGUACCACAACCUGAACACCUCGGUCGCCACCAGGGAGUACUGGGUAAUCACAGUUAUCCAGGAUGUUGACAGUUCCUCUCUAGAAGGCAGUUAUCAGAGUUUUGCUAGUCUGAUGGAGCAGCGUCUGGCUGAGCUCUUUAUGCUUGCUGGUCGACGCGGCCUGCGCUUCAGACGAGCCACCACUGUUGGUCGAUACACUGUGCAGAUGGUCAGUAUUCGGCGGCUGCCAGGUCCUAAGAACCCAGCAGAGAUGACGUACUACGUGCAGGUGGAUGGAGCUCCUAUAGCUGGAACAUCUGCAGCAAAGACCCUGAACAUGGUGGACUCUCAGACCAUGGCCCUCACCCUGGGCUACUUCGUCCAGAUCCAAGCAGAACCUGUAGUGAAGAGUGUACCCAGUAACCUCUGGAUCUUGGCGGUCCUCACGCCGGUCUCAUUGGUGAUGGUCGUAGUUGUCAUGGCAGUUGCUAUCAUAUGCCGGAGGAACCGCACCGUCUUCAAGACCAGCGCCUUCCGUGGCUUCCACCCACGCACAAAGACCUCAUAUCGGAGAGAUGGAAGCUACCAUCACCAGCCGGUUCAGGGGUUUGACUAUGCUAAGCAGCACAUGGGUCAGCAGGGUGAGGAGGCUCUUGCUGUCACUAAAGAGACUCUGGUCCUGUCUCUUCCGGUACGGGACGCCCCUCUCACACAGGACAAGGGCGUGCUACAGGACGGCACCGCCUCCAAAAGGCCGCAGUCCACUACAGAUAUGCAUCGCAGCAAGUUGCCAAGCGAGGACGGCUCGGUUUCGAGCGACGGCUCUGGGAAGCUGAACACGGGAAGGAGCUCCACGGCGCACAGAACUACAGGCCAAAAGAACAACAAGGAGGAGACUCACACAAGGAAUGAGCAUUACGACUCUCUGACCGGCUCCCUGAGGCUCAUCACCAUCAAGCCCAUGGCCGCACCCCUCAACUACUCCUACCCCGACUCGUCCAAUCACAGCCAAGACUCUGUCAUGCUCAACGGAGAGGUGAACAUGGGGCUGAAGCAGAAGUCUGAUAUCGAGCACUACCGGAACAAGCUGCGGCUGAAGGCCAAGAGGAAGGGCUACAGCGACGGCCUGGUGAGCGGAAGUAGCGGCAGCGCAGGAGGCCACCGGCACAGCCACCGAGAGCGGCUGAGGAGAGAGAACGCCUCUCUGGACCUGGAGGACGCUUUAGGGCCCGUGGAGGACAGGAACCCCUCCACUUACGUCAAAUACAGGAGGAGUGAGAGCCAGAGGGAGCCAGCAUACUGGAGCAGACAGUCUCUGAACACCCCGAGUCCUGUGGAGACUGAGCUGGACUUGCUGGUCAUGAGGGAGCGCUCCAGGAGGGGCAUCCGCAACAGCGGCUACGAUGCCGAACCAGAACCCUUUGAAGAAACCGACGUGGACCGCCUCAUGAGCUCUCUGGGUUUCGGUGGCAGCCACCAGGUCAAAGGUCACUCAGAUUCGUCCACCCUGAGCUCCCAGCCCUCCAUCGAUGAGGUGCGACAGCAGAUGCACCUCCUGCUGGACAACGCCUUCGGCCUGGCCUCCGCCGAGCCGUCCACGGGCGGCCGCCACCACCACCACCACCCCCACUCCCACAGCCCCUACAACCCCAGCCAGAGUAGCCCCUACUCGGACGGAGUGACCAGCGCCCCGGGCACCAUGGACCACCCAGCUGGAGCUCUGCAGCGUGGCUCCUCCUUUGAGCCAGACAUGCACCAGUGUAGCCUCCCCAAACCCGGCUUCAGGUUUACCCAGCUGCCUGAUAUGGGUUUAGGCUCACCGCCCCCUCUUAUAACCCCCAGAGCUGGAGCGCCCCCUGGAACCUCACUAAGGUGCUCGACACCAGACAUGAGUCUGAAGCCCCGCGUCUCCGAGGCCUCGGAGAUGAGUCAGCACAACGGCACCCCCUACCUGCCAAUAAACCGUGCUCCUUUCCCAGCAGUGACUGUGGACCAGUCCAUGUCAAGCUACUCAGGAAACCCAAUGACAGCCGUGUAUGCCAUAUCAGCCAACCGGCCCGGCUACUCUGACUACUUUGUCCUAUCACCGCCAUCCUCCUACCGUAGCCCCUCGUGGAUGUCCUACCCUCCGGAGCCGGAUGACCUGCCCCGCCAGUGGAAUGACACGAACCCGUGUCAUUUGGAGACCAUCUGCUGAAAUGAAUGAAUCUCGGGGGUUGAGUGGAAACAGCAAUUCACCUGGGGUUUGUACAGUAGAUGAAAAUGCCCCGAAUACCACAGCAGCCCUACCCCAUCCUGGCUCUUUGGUCUAAAGGGCCACUCCAGCCGAGUAGGCCCAAAAGGUUCCAAAGGGCCUGAAAGGCCAGAAGGGCCCAAAAGGCCCUGACCAGACACGACCAGGCCCAUCAAUCACAGUCUCAGCCUCCAUCCUGGACAGGAUGCAGAGCCCACCAUUAGCCAACGCUCUCCUGAGAGGAUGUUCUCUCAGCCUCCUCCACUGACCUAGAAAGGCCAUUUCAGUGGCCAAACUUUUUUCUUGAAGCUUUUUUCGAUCUUCUCACAGAAACGAGGCCGGUGGGAUUUUACGUGUGUGUGUUUUAAACAUCAGCUUACUUAAAGUAGAAAACAGUUUUUUUUUUGUUCCGUCUUGAGCUAUCCCGGUUUCACUGAUGCCUCUCUGUGUCUUUUGCUCUUUUCUGUUGCUUUUUUAUUGACAAGGUUAAUAUUGCAGGCAUAUCGCAGGUGAUUCUUUUGUGCACUCUAUGUAUGGCUUACGUAAAAAAAAGACCUUGGUGUAAAAGAGACUGAGCAUCUGAGCAGAAAUGACAUGUUGUACUGUAUCUAAUGUAGUCAUGACGUUUUUCAGCAGCUUACAGAAUAGCGCAUUCUUUUUGCUUCUGCUAAAACUUAACCUAAUUUACGCUUUUUUAAAAAAAUUGUCCAAUAACAAAUCGGAUAGUUUCACAAGUUUGAGGAGCGUAACGUAGCCAGAUGUGGUCAGAAAAGUUACAGAUGACACAAAUCCCAAACAUCAUUAACUAUUACUAUAGAAGACUAGUGGUGGAGUAUGUGAGGGCUAGAAUUUUUUAUUUUCAUUUAUUUUCCUCUUCAUUUCUUUCCACAAGUAGAUAAAGUAUCACCAAAACAACAUAUCUAUUUUAUUGCCUUAUUUUUGAUAGGUACAAAAAUUUAUAUAUCAGACAGUAUCAAAAACUACAUAAUAUAUCUGCUGAAAUAUACAGCAUAAGCCAAAAACUGUAAAAAAAAUAAAAAAAUAAUAAUAAUAAUAAAAAGACUCAAAAUUGACAAAUUGAUUUUAGAAUAUAUCUAUAUAUAUUGGUUUCUCUCAGAUCCUAAAGGAAGUGACUAUAAUUGCAGCAGGUUUUCAGUAUGAAAAUGACAGCAAAUGUUUCAUUAUACUGAAUUUACGUUUGAUGAAUAGAAUGCAAUGUUACAAAAGCUACUUUUGGCAUGUAUUCCUAGAAGAAUGGUUCUAAUGCAUGUGAAACACAAGGGCUUGUAUGAAAGGAGACGUAAAUGGUAUGGUGGCUACAGAGGUUCUGUUGUAAUAAUAAGCAGUGAUAUCCACAACAUCAUUUCCAGUAAUUACCCUUCUUUGAUUUUUUUCUCAGUAUACCAUUUUCUAUUCAUUUUAUAUGGAGAACACUGAGCAGGAUGACAGUGCAUCCGACUGGCAUUGCAAAACGUCAUAUUAUUAUCGUUUGGUUCUAUUCAUAAGUUUUCAAAAAAUGUAACAGCAUUAUUUGGUGUUUUAAGACAAUAAGAUUUUACAUUUUUGUUGAAAUUGAAGAACUUUGUCCUCUCAAUUGAAUUAGUUGGUGCUGGGGAAGUGCAAAGGUCUCAACCGUCGUUCAAGUGUCGUUUUUGCUUUGUACAAUAUUUUCCGUUACUAUUUUUAUAUUAAUUCACUCAGCAUUUUUUGGACCAUCUACAGAGGCGACAUUCAGAAGAAGCGGUUGCCAAUGUAAAAUAUUGUGCUUAAAAUACAGUAUGUGUUAAAAAAAGAGGCCUCAUCGUGAAGCUAUGUGAAAAAAAUUGUGUAAUAUUCUCUAUAUGUGUAAAUUCACAUCAUAAUGCUAAGAUGUCAACCUAAUUCCUUAUUAUCUGACUCCAUAACUGCCAGUUGUACAGUAUAUUUUCACUUACUAUUAAAAAAAACCCUACAUUUGUUUUGAAGGUACUACUGAUUCAACACCUGGUUAUUUUCCUAAUCUGUGAGACGCAUUUUUCUUAGCUGUUUUUUUUGUUUGUGUGAAAUGAUCAUGCUUGUAAUAACCCUGAUUUAACUUUUUUUUUUUGGUGAUUUACACAUUGAAUCAAAUCUAAUAAAGACUAAGACACAUUUGAUCAUCUGAAAA
Messenger RNA from Colossoma macropomum (tambaqui), 7323 nucleotides. RefSeq names its product KIAA1549-like a. The record is from RefSeq and is a predicted model, not a curated record. Lineage: Eukaryota; Metazoa; Chordata; Actinopteri; Characiformes; Serrasalmidae.